This is a messenger RNA of Tetrahymena thermophila SB210, 1698 nucleotides long. RefSeq names its product tetratricopeptide repeat protein. The record is from RefSeq and is a predicted model, not a curated record. Lineage: Eukaryota; Ciliophora; Oligohymenophorea; Hymenostomatida; Tetrahymenidae. The transcript is spliced from 6 exons.
AUGAUGUUUUUCAAUGCAGAUACCACUUCAAUAUUUUAAAGAUUUCCUUCAGACAUUGAGGUUAAUUAAAGUACUGCUUACUAAGACUGUUAUGGAAAAGGGUAUUCAGAACCAUAUGAUCCAAGAUGUAGACCAUGGUAUACUUAUGCAAAAAAUAAUGAAGGCUAUUUCUUUUAUGAACCUUAUAGAGACGCAGUAUAUUAGAAUUUAGUGAUGACUUUAUCAAGUUAGGUGAAAUUUGAUUAGAAUUUUUAAGGUGUAAAUAGUGUAGCCUUCGACUUGAGCAAUCUCAUUGAGAUAUUUCUUAGCUCUUAAAGUUCAUAUUCUGUUUUAUUUCAUGAGUUCAAUAAUACUAUUUUUUAUCACCCUUAGCUGAAUGAUAAUAGUAUUAUAUCAUGGUAAGAUUUAGAAUUCAAAAAUAUAACAUAAAACUGUGUAACAGAAAUAGAUUUAGAAAAUUGUAAUUAAGAAAAAUAACAAUUCAGCUAUUAACUAUAAUAGACAAUAUAAUUUAUCAAAUCUGGAAAUUAUUCAAUCAACUAAUAAAAGAAUUUAGAUUAACUGUAUUAAUAUUGGUCAAAAUUUGGUGUUCAAAAUUAAACUCGUAAAUAUAGAAUAAACUCAGAAAAAUAGACUUAAAUCUCAAACAUAAAUUAAAAAUAAUCAUAAAAUAAUAUUUCAAAAUUUAAAUAGGAUGAGAUAAUAAAUAAAUCAUAUCUAUUAAAUUAAGAUUCUUUUAAAUAAACAUCAAAAAAUCUCUUUUUGACAAAUUAAAAUCGUCUAACUUUCUAAGAAAAAAUCACAAGAUCUCCUCUAUUGAAUGUACCAUAUUUAGAUAAAGUAGAUUUUUCUUGGAAAUAUGAUAGUAUUAGGGAAAGACCUUUAACAAAAUUAUCUUAUAAAAAUAUUUCUAAGACCAUAAUAAGCUCCUCUAAAGCAUUGAAUUAAUAAGAUGAUUCAUACAAAGACUCCUAGAAAGCAAUUUAAAGUGUUAACAAAUCUGUUAACGGUCUAAAAAAUGAAGGUUAAAUAUAAAAUUAAUAAGUAUAAAAGCAAAUUAAUCCACAAAAAAGUAAAAUACUUGAAGAAUUAGAGCCGUUAUUCUUAGAAAUGAAAAUUAUCAAAGAAACUUUUUAGAAUUUAGAAAGCUUAAUAAAUUAUUAAAUUGAUGCUUAAAGUUAAAAUUCUGAAGAUAUUAUGAAUGGGUUGUUCCAUUUUGCUAAAGCUAAAGGUACAUUUCAAAAGCUAUAAAAUCAAAAUGGCCUUAUUCACUGUUAUUAUAAUCUUGGUGUUAUUUCUUUAAUUCAAAAAGACUUUUAAUUAGCUUAAGAGUAUUUUUUAUCAGCAAUUUAAUUUAACUGUAUGCACCUAGGCAUAGAUUAUUAACAAUUAGAAUUAUAAAAAUAAAUUUUUGUUUAUGAUAUUGAAUAAGAUGAUUAGUUAGUCACGUUGAAAAAAAAAAUUUUAUGUCUUGCUCAUAGCUUGAAGGAGCUCGCUAUUGUAUAAAUAUAUAAUUAAAUUGAAUCUAAUUAAUUAAAACCGUUAAAUAACUUUAAGCAAUAAGAAAAUGAAUCAUUGAAAAAUACUUUAAAAAAAUCAAUUGACAACUUCAGAAUUUUAGAAAAUUUAAUUAAAGUUCCAAAUUAAAAGGUUUCAAAAUUAUUAGAGCUUUAUCUCGAAUAUAAAAAAAUCGGAUGA